Messenger RNA from Acanthosepion pharaonis, 1173 nucleotides. NCBI's taxonomy places the organism in Eukaryota, Metazoa, Mollusca, Cephalopoda, Sepiida, Sepiidae. The record is from the annotation of a GenBank genome assembly.
AUGGCUUUUGUUUAUGUCGCUUUAACCCUUUUUCAGGGACGGUUUUUCUUUUUACGAUCUUUAAUUUGCUUAUUUCGUCGCCUAUCAUUUUAUUUUUCCUUCCUUCCUUCAUUCUUUCUUUCUUUUGUUUUUCUUUCUUUCUUUCAUUUUUCAUCUUUCUUUCUUUCUUUCUUUCUUUCUUCCUUUCUUUCUUUCUUUCUUUCUUUCUUUCUUUCACUGUUCUGUCAAAUGCAGAUUUUUAUUUCGUUUUUUUCUUUCUUCUUUUUCCCCUUAUAUAAAAAGUUUCAUCUUUCUUUCUUUCUUUCUUUUUUCUUUCUUUCUUUCUUUCUUUCUUUCUUUCUUUCUUUCACUGUUCUGUCAAAUGCAGAUUUUUAUUUCGCUUUUUUUUUCUUCUUUUUUUCCUUAUAUAAAAAGUUUCAUCUUUCUUUCUUUCUUUCCUCCUUUUUUCUUUUCUUUCUUUCUUUCUUUCUUUCUUUCUUUCUUUUUUUUUUUCACUGUUCUGUCAAAUGCAGAUUUUAUUUCGCUUUUUUUCUUUCUGUUUUCCUUUAUAUAAAAAAGUUUCAUCUUAUUUUCCUUUCUUUCUUUCUUUCUUUUUCCUCAUUUAUCAUUCUCACUUCAUUUAAGCUUGUUAAAAUUCUUUUCUUUUCUUUAUUUUUCAUUUUCUUGCGUCAAAUUUACCCUUUUUCUUUCUUUUCGUUCUUUUUGUCUAUCAACUACAGUGUUUCUUUUCUUUCAUCUUUCUCUUUUACUUUAUUUCAUUUACUGUUUUAUUUUUAUCUUCAUUCAAACUUAUUUUUAAGUUCUCUUUUGUUUCAAUCAUUACCAUUUCCUUUCUUUUCUCUUCUUUCUUUUCUUCGAAGAAAUAUAGCUUUUUCUUUUACUCUCUUCCUUUUGUCUUUUUCUUUCGUCUUUUCUCUCUCACUGUUCCGUUUCUUUCUUUCUUUCUUUCUUUCUUUCUUUCUUUCACUGUUCCAUCAAAUGCAGAUUUUUCUUUCGCUUUUUUCUUUCGCUUUUUUCUUUCGCUUUUUUCUUUCUUCUUUUUCUCUCUUAUAUAAAAGUGUCAUCUUUCUUUCUUUCUUUCUUUCUUUCUUUCUUUCUUUCUUUCUUUGUGUCCAAUUUUUCGUCAUAUGUUUAUUUUCUGUUGACUUUCUUCUUUCUUUAUUUCUCGACUGA